AUGGCACAUCCACCACAUCACCCACCUGGCCGCCAGGGCCGGACGGGCCCCCAGGCCUCCCACCGUGUCCCCGAAGCUUCCGCAGCGGAUCUGUGGCUUGUUUUCUCUUUAAGUGGUGACUCAUGUUCUGGAGACAUCAUAUUGCAAGAACAGUACAUUCUCCGGGGCCCACACGGGAAGGAUGCAUUCAUCAGGACAGCCCAGGACAGACUGAGCACCGUGCCUGAGGGCCUCGCACCUCCGCAGUUCCCACAUCCCCCCGGAAGCAGCCAAGACCCUCGGAGCCGGCACAGCCGCCGCCUGCCCCAGAGGGACGGGUGCGCUGUGGAAACACAGCCUGGCAACCGUGGAGCAGCCAGCCCUUCACCCAGGUGCAUCAGCAUUCUGAACAGCACCCCGGAGGGUGGGGAGGGGGAUGGGAAACAGCCUCGCAGCAGCUUCCUCACAAGCCCCCCAGGCCUCCUGUUCCAGGAGGAACACUGGGCGUCCCGCCGGAGCUUAGCUCAGCUGUGGUCGGGCUUUGCAUGCGUGGCCUCUGUGGAGACUCACCACGGAGAGCCAGGGGGAGGGGCGGAGCCCGGGAGGAGGCUUGGUUUGGGUGCUGAGACCCCGGAAGAGAUGAAGGGGCUCAUGGAGGCCUCCCCCCAAGAGACACUUCUAGAGACAUCUUCUCCUCGAGACAACCGCUCGGGGUCCCCUCCUGGGGUCAGCACCUGCCAUGGACCAGCCGGCCAGUGUGAUGAUGGUGACAGUGAUCCGGGGAUUUACCUCCAGCACCUCACAGCCGCCCUGUGCCCCGAGUUCUCAGUCCUCAGCAGGCCUUGCCGGGGCCUUGCCCGGGAGCUGCGGGAAGGCGGCGUGGCCCCAGGCACGGUGGCCGGGACCAGGGGCGGGUUGGAGGGCGGCCCGGCGGCCCGCAGAGCGGCCAUCUGCUCCUGGGCUCCGAGCACGGCGCGCUGCAGAGAGGAGCGUGAGCUGGCAGCGCCCCCGGCGCGAGCAGAGCCGCGGCCACUCCGCGCCCCGACCGUGCUCCUGCCGACCGGCUCCAGGGAGGCAGGAAGGGCCGUUCUCGCUGCCUCCGAUUUCCUUUCGGAAAAGUACACAGAACAAAGAGCGCACAGCUGUGCACCCUCCGCACAGAAGUGA
Messenger RNA from Rangifer tarandus platyrhynchus (Svalbard reindeer), 1146 nucleotides. The record is from the annotation of a GenBank genome assembly. NCBI's taxonomy places the organism in Eukaryota, Metazoa, Chordata, Mammalia, Artiodactyla, Cervidae.